AUGGAAUCGCCCAAUGUCGCGACUUGUGCGGAGAUCGACCACAUAUUCACCAACCGGAGGUGGUGUCUACUUGAUGUCUCAGCAGUACCAUCCUUUCGUAGUGGUUCUGAUCACCGUCUCCUUCGUUCGAAAAUACGACUUAACCACACGGAAAAGAAGAUCUGCUAUCGGCAACGAAGAAGAAAAGAAGUCGUCUACGACGACAGCGUACUCGAGGACUCCUUGUUCCAAGGCGACUGGCACAUCGAGGAGGACCCUAACGUGGACUACGAGAUGCUGCUCAGAGGAUUACGAGCCUGUGUUGAACGUGCCUCGAAGCCGCGCACAGCAAACUUGGAUAGAAUUUCCAAGACCACCAAGGAAUUGUUGGAAGGAAGGACUUUGAGGCUCGAUCCGAAUGCAUUGCACAUUGAGCAGUUAGUAGCAAACACUGGCUGCAGAAAACCGUUGCAGGAGGAUCUUUCGAAAUACAGGCAGAAGAAGAUUCUGGAAGCAGCACAAACAAGGAGUCUAAAGAAGUGCCGCAGGAAUCUCCGCGAAUAUAAUAUUCCGGUAGCAGCCUUGUCGAGCGAAGACGGGACUAGCACGUCUUCUCGUCGUGAGAUUGAAACCAUUACGGAGAGGUUCUACUCGAACCUCUUCCGUUCAUCAACUCCCGUGUCAAGCCCGAUCAUCCUCACUGGUGAAGCUCCACCACGGAUUCUCCCUUCGGAAGUACGAGUCGCUGUCAACAGCAUGGAACCUGGCACAGCCCCCGGACUUGAUUCUAUAUCAGUAGACUUUCUUCGGGGGUGGUGGACAUCCACUUCAUGUAAUCUCAGCAGCGCACUUGACGUCCUACCUUCAGAAAGAAAGGAUCCCAGGCCAGUGGAAUACCUAGCGAAUCGUUCCUAUCCAUAA
Messenger RNA from Necator americanus (New World hookworm), 900 nucleotides. RefSeq lists its product as uncharacterized. Lineage: Eukaryota; Metazoa; Nematoda; Chromadorea; Rhabditida; Ancylostomatidae. Bases 1 to 900 code for a protein of 299 amino acids. The transcript has a single exon. The record is from RefSeq and is a predicted model, not a curated record.